CCUCAUCCCCAACAUCACCGCGCGCAUCACCCACAACCACACGCAUCGUCAGCACCGCGCCGCGUCAAAGAUCAUCAGACGCGCUCUUGCCAUCGACAACGCAAGCCGCCCACAACACUAUCCUCAUCGUCAACGGGUCGCCCCAUCCGACCACGCGCAAGUCUCUGCCACCUUGCCUUUGCGAACCGCGACAGCCUUAUUGACUUCACUUCGCGACUCUUCAUCUUCGCCCGCGCCCGCGCUUACUUCUCAGCUAUUCGAGUCGUUUAAUUCAUCAGUCGACUCGCUCACUACCAGUCUUCGGUCGACGCCACUCCACAUACUUCGACAGUCAGCACUUUCACCAACACCAAUAUCAAAUCCAUCACCAUGUCUGGAAAGCUCGAUCAAUCGCUCGAUGCCAUCAUGAAGGACCGCCCAGCCGGCAGCCGCCGAGGAGGCCGAGCUGGACGCCUGCCAGCGCGCAAGGCCNAAAAUCGAAAGCCGCAACCGCAGCGGUGGUCGCUCCAGCCGGCGGCAUCGCAAAGAAGACCAAGGCCACGAGGCCAACGAAGGCCCCGGCCGUUGUGCCCGUCCACACGGGAGACAGCAAAAUCUCAGUCUCUAACCUUCCCACGGAUGUGACGGAGACGCUGAUUAAGGACUACUUUGGCCAAUCGGUCGCACCAGUGAAGAAGGUCAUUCUCAACUACGGACCAAACGGCCGCAGCCGUGGAUCAGCAACUGUUCUAUUCAGCAAACCAACCGCAGCUGCCGAAGCAGUGCAACUCGAUGGCACGGUCGUUGACGGCAAGAAGAUGAGGAUCGAGAUUCUCAUGGGUGCUCAGGCCGUCCCAGCACCUCAAGCACCAAAGCCACUUUCCGAGCGCGUGACCAAGCAGCCCAAGAACGCCGCGAAGGACAAGCCGAAGCAGGCCGGUGCAGCCAAGGGUCAGGCUGGCGCCAACGGAGCAACUGCGGAUAAGAAGAAGACGAAGAAGGCCAAGUCUGGUCGCGCAGGCAAGCCAAAGGCGAAGACCGCAGAAGAGCUGGAUGCAGAAAUGCAGGACUACUUUGGCAGUGGCGAGGCCGGCGCUGCCGCUGCGAACGGCACAGCACCUGCGGCUGCGACGAACGGAGCCGAUACUGGGAUGGUCGACGAGGUGAUGUAAGAUGGAUCGCGAGCGAGGACGAUUGUUACAAAGACACUCCUUAGGCGCUGAUAUGUGCCUGCCUGCUCUUUCGCGGACGAACCGAACCGAAACACACGGCGGUAACGACUCUGCUUCGACGUUGUUCAGUUUUGAAAUUGUAUCAAGUACGACAUCCCGGCGUUUGGAGAUUGCUGCAGACUUCGUCGUGGUGGAUCAGACUGCGGGAAGAAUAAGAUAAGACUGCGACUACGACCUUUCACUUUUACUCUUGCAACUCUUCGCUUCUCCAGAGAGCUUCAAGCUUGUUCGUCACUGAAGUCCAAGUACCUCCAAGGAGCCGGGUGCACUAAUGGCGCCCUGCAUCGAUUGCCUGGAAAGAGCUCCAUCGAGGUAGUCGGAACGAGCCCAGGCG
Molecule: messenger RNA, 1545 nt
Organism: Cercospora beticola
Lineage: Eukaryota; Fungi; Ascomycota; Dothideomycetes; Mycosphaerellales; Mycosphaerellaceae
Source: RefSeq, a predicted model, not a curated record